Molecule: messenger RNA, 651 nt
Organism: Rubroshorea leprosula
Lineage: Eukaryota; Viridiplantae; Streptophyta; Magnoliopsida; Malvales; Dipterocarpaceae
Source: the annotation of a GenBank genome assembly
UUGUUGAAUGGUAGCUUCGGCCGAGGGUUUUCUUCCAAACGAGGAUUUCUUAACAGUAAGAUCCUCUCCGGAGAAUGGCAUCGUUAUCGUUGCACCGUCGUCUCCACUACCCCGAUCGGGCGUCAAGGGGUCGAUUCUUGAGAUCACAGAAGAAGCGUAAGGGAAGAACUGCGGUAAAAAAUCUGAAGGCCAACUUCCGAAGGUUGAAGGCAGAGAUGCAAGAGAUUAGCAAGGAUCAACAAAACAUCAAAGAAGGGCAGAAACAAGUGAGAGAAAAACUGGAAGCAAUUGAAGCUGAAUGUGCACAACUCAGGACUGAAACUGAUCUCAUGAUCCGACAGAGCGCUGCCAGCAAACUUAAUCUGUGUCUCAUGUUUAAGAUCCUCAAGGCUCGUGAAGAAGGCGAUUUCGCUAAGGCCACUCAGCUUGCUCAAUUGCUCCGCACAAUAUUGGCAAGGCAGAACCAGCAAAGGCAGGGAUCGAUAUAAAUGAAAAAUGCUCUUCCUAGUAGGUCCGCCCCUGAGUGCAGAGUUAUGCUCUUGCUUCUUUGUCUAUGUGUUCUUGAUAUUAUGUUUAAGGGUGCUGAUGAAAGGCAAACCAACAUUUCUUAAUAUGUAAAUUUCAACUUUUAUAUAAAACUCCAUUUAUGUC